AUGGAUGUAAAACUGAUGUUUAGGUGUAUGUUUGAUUUUAAAUUGAAUUCUGUUGAUAUUUUGGUGAGGGAUUCUAAUGGGAGCACCAUUUUGGUGCCUUAUUGUCGUGGGAGUAGUAGUUCUACUUCUGCAACAACAUCUUUGGAUGAUGUUUCAUGUGUUUCUUCAUGUUUGUCAAUGAGUUCAAGCAAUAUUAUUGAUGCGAGUGAAUACUUGGGUGUUAUAGGCCAGAGGCUCCAAAGAGUUAUCUCACUCAUGAGUGGCAAGGCUUUAUAUGGCAUGAGGAUCAAAAAGUGUGCUAAGAGAUAUUCUGAUGGUUAUCAAUGGUCUAUUGGGGAUUUGAAGAACAAGGUGAAUGACUUUUUCUACAUAAAGAAGUUGAAUAAUGUUCACACAUGCAAAGGAGUUCUUAGGCAGCAAAAGAGUAAGCUUUUGGGGUCUCAUGUUGUAAAAUCAGAGAUUGCUAAUGAGUUAAAGUCCAAUCCUCAACUCAAGCCUAAAGGGAUUGUGUCUCGUCUCAAGCAUUCUUUUGGUUUAGAUGUGUCUUAUAAGACUGCUUGGUAUGGGAAGGAGUUGGCUAGAAAAGCUGUCCAUGGUCAUGAUGGUGACUCAUAUUAUCAACUACAUUGGCUUUUUAAGUCAUGCAUUCCGCUUCUGUUCGUGGAUGCUGCUCAUUUGAAGAGUAAGUAUAAGAGAUACAUGCUCUGUGCUACUAGAAAGAAUGGAAACCAAGAGUUAUUCCCCUUUGCAUUUGCAAUUGUAGAUUCUGAAAAUCAUGCGAAUCAUGGCAUUGAUUCUCCUCAUUCAUACUGCUACUAUCACCUUAAGGAGAAUGUUAGAGGUGUGAACCGAAAGCAAUCUGAAAAUUAUUUUGUUGACAAGAUUGUGGAGGAAUUUAUGAAAGUUGCUUAUUCACCUACAUUAGGAAGCUAUAACUUCAACUUGCACAACUUGAAGAAAGAAGGUGGUCCGCCUAUUGAAGAGUUUCUGCAAUCUUUGCCGUUGGAAAAGUGGUGUAAUGCAUUUUUCAAAGGAAACAAGUAUGGUAAAAUGGCAAAUAGUGUUGCUGUUGGAUCAUAA
This is a messenger RNA of Rosa chinensis, 1080 nucleotides long. RefSeq lists its product as uncharacterized. The record is from RefSeq and is a predicted model, not a curated record. NCBI's taxonomy places the organism in Eukaryota, Viridiplantae, Streptophyta, Magnoliopsida, Rosales, Rosaceae. The coding region runs from base 1 to 1080 and encodes 359 amino acids. The transcript is spliced from 5 exons.